AUGAGGCCGCUUUGCGGCCCCGUUGCCGCCACCUGCAGCCCAGUCGCCGCCACCUGCGGCCCCGUCGCCGCCACCUACGGCCACACCGCCGCCACCUGCGGCCUCGCUGCCACCUGCGGCCCCGUCGCCACCACCUACGACCCUAUCACCGCUCAGCCGCCCAGCGACCGAGCCGCCGAGCAGCCCAGCAGCCGAGCCGCCCACCUACCGAGCAGCCGAGCUGCCCAGCAGCGGAGCCGCCCAGCAGCCGAGCCGCCGAGCAGCCAAGCCACCCAGCAGCCGAGCCGCCCUGCCGCCAAGCCGCCCAGCAGCCGAGCCGCCCUGCAGCUGAGCCGCCCAGCAGCCGAGCCGCCCUGCCGCCGAGCCGCACUACUGUCGAGCAGCUGCUGUUCCUACCGAUGCUCCCCGGCCCCUCCUUCCUCGGACUGGGACCACUUCCUAUCAGUCUGCCCCACCACUCUCACCGUUGACCUCCUCGAGAAAAGCCUCUUGGCGGCAGAAAAGAGCAUAGUCGCUGUAGGAGCCUCUCGUGGUGACCCUCGCAUCCCCGUCUUUGAGGGGUGUUCCCCCUCCCCCCUCUUGCCCUCUGUUGCUUCUGCUGCUGCGGCCGACCUCGUUGGUUUCGAGUCGGUCGGCGCUGCGUCUGCCCCUAGCGGGAGACGCCGCACCGGCAAGGGCAAGCGGGGAAAGGGUGCUGGAGGGGCUGGCGGGGGCGGUGAAGGUGGUGGUGGAGGCAGUGGAGGGAGUGGAGGUGGUGGUGGGAGUAGUAGCGGGGGUGGCGGCGGCGGCGGCAGUAGUGGCGCCAGAGGAGGCGGCGGUGGUGGCAAAGGGAGCGGAGGCGGCGGAGGUGGCGGAGGAGGCAGUGGUGGAGGAGGCAGCGGAGGCGGCGGCAGCAGCAGUGGACCUGGUCGCGGCUCUGCGCAGAGGAGUGGCUCCGGUGGUGGUACGCACCAGCAGCAGCAGAGCAGUCGUGAGACCGUGUCCCCUCAGCAGCUUCGUGAGUGGUACGCUGCGCGUCAGCGCGGUGUGGGUACGGGUCCCUGCACCUACAUUCUCCGCACCGGCGACCGUGCUGGUGAGCAAUGCGGGGGCCCGCACCCCACCCAGCGCUGCUUCGGCCGUCUGACGGACGCGUGGCGUCACCAGUUCCCUGGGGCCUCUGAGAUCCCUCGCUGGGGAGAGCUGUCUAGGGCGGGGGUUGCUAUCUUUGAUCUUGAUUUUGAUGCUAUUCUUGCUGCCAUGUAUGCUGUUGAUGAUAGUGUUGUGGGUGACUGUUACCUGUGUGUACCGCCUGACCCGGGCAUUGAGGCUACUACUCUAGGUGCUGGUGAGAUUGCUGCUCUAGGUGCUAGUGCGUCUGCUGCCCCAGGUGCUAGUGCGUCUGCUGCCCCAGGUGCUAGUGAGUCUGCACUCUCAGGAUAG
Molecule: messenger RNA, 1422 nt
Organism: Closterium sp. NIES-65
Lineage: Eukaryota; Viridiplantae; Streptophyta; Zygnematophyceae; Desmidiales; Closteriaceae
Source: the annotation of a GenBank genome assembly